AUGCAGUCAAGUCCUUUGCUUCUUCAGGAGCCUAUUAGGAUGGCUUCCAUCCUAGAGCCAUCCAAACCUACUUUCUUUCCGGCUAUGACUAAAAUUGUAGGCACACUUGGUCCGAAUUCACGAUCUGUUGAUACUAUUACCCGAUGCCUCGAUGCAGGAAUGUCUGUCGCGAGGUUUGACUUCUCAUGGGGUGAUUCGGAAUACCACCAAGAGACAUUGGAAAAUUUAAGGGAUGCUAUCAAAACCUCACAAAAACUCUGCGCGGUUAUGCUCGAUAUCGUGGGUCCAGAAUUACAAGUUGUGAAUAAAACUGAUCACCCAAUUACCCUUGAAGCAGGCACAUUACUUGUUUUAACUCCGGAUCAAAACAAAGAAGCUACUUCAAAUCUACUACCAGUAAAUUAUAGCAGCCUAUCAAAGGCUGUGAAGAAGGGUGAUACUAUUUUUAUCGGUAAAUAUUUGUUUACCGGAAGUGAAACAACAUCUGUAUGGCUGGAGGUCAGCGAGGUGAAUGGGGAUGAUGUAACUUGUCUCAUAAAAAACGACGCUACACUUUCUGGCUCAUUGUAUACUCUACAUGUCUCUCAGAUUCGUAUUGAUCUUCCUACUCUUACAGAUAAGGAUAAAGAGGUAAUACGCACGUGGGGUGUUCAAAACAAAAUAGACUUCCUUGCCUUGUACACCCGGCGCGCUGAAGAUGUUCGCCAUGCCCGUGAAUUUAUCUCGAAAUUCGAAAACCUCAAGCAGACACAUAUUUUUGCAAAGAUUGAAAAUAUAGAGGGAUUGAAACAUUUUAAUGAAAUAUUGAGUGAAGCGGAUGGCAUCAUUGUCUCUCGUGGAAAUUUAGGGAUAGAUCUCCCGCCUGAGAAGGUGUUUUUGUUCCAAAAAGCGGCUAUUUUUAAGUGUAAUAUGGCGGGAAAGCCAGUUGUUGUCACGCGUGUGGUGGAUUCUAUGACUAAUAACCUGAGACCUACUCGAGCUGAAGCAACUGAUGUUGCCAAUGCAGUGUUGGAUGGCAGUGAUGCAAUUCUCCUUGGAGCCGAGACCCUUAUUGGAUUAUACCCUGUGGAAACCAUUUCUACAGUUGGAAAAAUUUGCGCCGAAGCUGAGAAAGUUUACAAUCAAGACUUGUAUUUUAAGAAAGCUGUCAAAUAUGUCGGAGAGCCAAUGAGCCACCUAGAAUCAAUAGCUUCCUCUGCGGUUCGAGCAGCCGUCAAGGUUAAGGCAUCUGUUAUCAUUUGUUUCACAUCAUCUGGAAGGGCUGCAAGGUUGCUUGCUAAGUACAGACCAACCAUGCCUGUGAUAUCUGUUGUCAUUCCUCAAUUGAAGACAAAUCAACUACGAUGGACAUUCACCGGCGCUGUUCAGGCUAGGCAAUCUCUUAUUGUGAGAGGUCUUUUCCCUAUGUUGGCAGAUCCUCGACACCCCACCGAGUUUAAUGCUGGAACAAACGAAUCGAUUUUGAAGAUUGCUUUAGACCAUGGGAAGGCUUUUGGCAUCAUAAAGCCACAUGAUCGAGUCGUUGUUUGCCAGAAAGUUGGUGAUUCUUCAGUUGUGAAGAUUAUUGAGCUUGAAGAUUAG
This is a messenger RNA of Lathyrus sativus (Indian pea), 1581 nucleotides long. NCBI's taxonomy places the organism in Eukaryota, Viridiplantae, Streptophyta, Magnoliopsida, Fabales, Fabaceae. The record is from the annotation of a GenBank genome assembly.